Bactrocera latifrons is the source of this 929-nucleotide messenger RNA. RefSeq lists its product as uncharacterized. The record is from RefSeq and is a predicted model, not a curated record. The transcript is spliced from 2 exons. Bases 113 to 724 code for a protein of 203 amino acids. Lineage: Eukaryota; Metazoa; Arthropoda; Insecta; Diptera; Tephritidae.
AAAUUUUUUUGUUUAAGAGAAAAAAUUAAAAAAAAAUUUACUUAUUUCUAAUAAAAACUUUGUAAUUUUACUUUUAGGAAAGCAAUCAAAAUUACAAGAAUAAACAGUCGAAAUGACAGUCACAGCAGCCAUUGUCAUCGCGGCGCUCUUUCAAAUUGUACUGCGCACCUCCUUCUUCUUCGAACAGGAGAAGGGCCUCUGCUCGCCGGCGCCCUCACUAGCCAGUUGGAUAUUCCUCAUUGCGCUAUUGGAUCUCAUCUCGGAUCUAUGCCUCUAUCCGGUACGUUACAUGCAUUUGCCGUACUUCUGUCAGGUGAUCGUCGAGACCAUUGUCACUAUUUUGUUAACGGAAUUCGGCGCCAUAAUCGUCUGGUGCACGCUGGAGAAACUCUUUUGGCGGCUUAUCAAAUCAUUCCUCUUGAUCAUGGGCAUGUCCACCAAAACUUAUGUCAACUAUGAAUCACUCAUACUGGGUCUGACCACCACCUCGAUCAGUUUGGGCAUAUUGGCGUUUGUCGGUCAGGCGACCGAUCACUUUCACUUGAUACGUAAGAAAUAUCAACGUAUUGAGCGCAAGGUUACUUUGAACAUGGAAAUGUUCUGGGAUUAUGUGAACGGCUGCAAUGGCUCACAUAGACGUUGCAAACCCAUGUACGAUUGCUCAUUGGAAGAUUUCGUGGAGAACUGUUGUCCGAAGCGGCGACGAAAACGCCGAAGAUGUUGAAAAUUUAUACAAGCCUUUCUGAUUUGGAAUACUUCGGCUGUCUGUCUAUGCGUUCCAGCAAAGUGUUUUGUGGCAUCGUGUGCGAGCUUUGUAUGUGUUUGUGUAUAAUAUUUGUCCCUGAUGUGUCCCUGAAUGUACUCGUAUGUAACAGUUAGCAUGUGCUUGACCCGAAAGGUUAAUAAUAAAAUGCAGUGUAAUUUUCAUU